AUGGCGAGGAAACGGGGCUUCGCGCAUGUCCUCUUGGCGUGCUAUCUUCUAGCAAGCUUGAUUGCAGCGGGCGCGUAUGACUACACGUCUGGAGAUUUCAUUCCAGGCCCCCCGGCGGAGCACCUGAAGUCGGACGCCGGCUUCGAAUCGGCAUGGGGCCCGGACACAAAGACGCUCAGGGACGAAAACUUGGCCGCCUUCAUUCUAGUUAUGGAGCCGGGCACGCUGCGCCCGCCGCACUACGCCGACGCGGACCUUCUCAUGGCCGUGCUGCAAGGGACCGCGCACGCGGGCAUCAUCAACGACAAGGGCGAGGAGACGGGGGUCCGCCGCUUCCGCCGCGGUGACGUCAUCGCGCUGCCAGCUGGCUGGGCCACGUGGAUCCUCAACAACGACACGGAGCAGAAGUUCACCCUGCUAGCGGCAGCUCGCCCGGUGGACGUGCCCGGGGAGCUGUCCAAAUUCGAGGUGUUCCCUCUGAUGGCAGGCGAGGUCACGGGACAGAGCAGCCUUCUGCACGGCUUCACGAAGGACAUUUUGGCGGAGGCGUUCAACACGGACGAAGACCUGGUGGAGCAAAUCCAGACAAAGACCCCCGACAGUGGGCUGGUGAAGCUGGGCUCUGCGGAGCUGAUGGCAAUGGACGAAGAGCUCAAGCAACGCAGCGCGCACGACGACUCGGGGCUUAUGUACAACGUCGACGAAGCGGACCCGGACUUCACCUCCGACUUCGGCCAGGUGACCCUUCUGGACUGCGAGCGGCUCUCGAUCCUGAAGAACCUGAGCCUGGGGGCCGUCAAAGUUAGUCUCAAGCCGGGUGCAAUGCUGCUGCCGCGUUACAAAACCACGGCCACAAUGUUCGGCUUCAUCACUGCAGGCCGCGCCAGAGUCCAGGUGGCCCAGCCGGACGGCUCGACCGGGGCUGACGCGGAGCUGGGACCGGGGGAGGCCUUCGUGGUGCCGCGCUUCUUCCCGUCAACGCAAAAGAGUGUGGGCGACAAGAAGCUGGAGGGCAUCGGCUUCGUCUCAUCGGCGUACUUACAGAGCGGGACCGUCUUCCUGGCGGGGAAGAACUCGAUCUACCGGGCGGUCCCCAACUCCGUUCUGGCCGCCGCGACACAAGUAGACAAGGCCAAAAUUCAGCAGUGCGUGAGCAAUCAGCCGGCGACCGUUAUCGCCGGGAGGGAGAAGGGGUGGUUCCGCGAGAAAGUGGAGACGAUUGUGGAGGAGAUAAGAGAGGGCUUGGCUGGCGGGGUGAAGGAGGAGGUUAUGAAGACCUUAGGCGCUCCGAAAAGGGUCCUAGAGAAAGAGCUAUAG
Molecule: messenger RNA, 1317 nt
Organism: Klebsormidium nitens
Lineage: Eukaryota; Viridiplantae; Streptophyta; Klebsormidiophyceae; Klebsormidiales; Klebsormidiaceae
Source: the annotation of a GenBank genome assembly